AAGUUUACUGACAACGCGACGGCAUGUAUGAUGGCGCUCGCCAGUGAGGAGGACAGCAAGUCCGCGAAGAAGAUGAAAUCCACUUCCCAUUCAGGAAUUCCUGAAGCAGUAUUCCUGGAGGAUGUUGAUGCCUUCAUGCAAAAGCCAGAGAAUGCAGACCCAACGGCAGUGGUCCAGCGUUUAGAUGAGCAACACAACAAGUACAAGUUCAUGGAGCUUAAUCUACUUCAGAAGAAAAAGAGGUUGAGGUCCCAGAUCCCAGACAUCAAAAAUACACUGGAGAUAGUCCAACACAUGCGAAGUAAACAGGGGUCCGGGGAAGAGAUGGACACACAGUUUCUAUUAGCUGACCAAGUGUACGCCAAGGCGUCCAUACCUCCAUCUGAGAGAGUGUGCUUGUGGCUAGGGGCCAAUGUGAUGUUAGAAUACACCAUAGAAGAUGCAGAAUCCCUAUUAACCAGCAACCUGUCAGCGGCCAGGGAGAGCCUCCUGCAAGUAGACACCGACUUGGACUUCCUACGGGAUCAGUACACCACCACAGAAGUCAACAUGGCUCGCGUAUACAACUACGGAGUAAAGAAAAGACAAGGCGCCCAGUCGGCAAGCUAGGUGUACCCUUUUUAUCCGACCACUCUACAUGUUGGAUUGAAUGCAGCUUUUCCUAUGGAACAAUUCUAAACCGUUGAAAGCUCUCUUGAAAUAUGUAUCACAAAUUUUUGUGUUGUGCAUUGUGAGUGACUUCAAGCUGAUUUUUGAAAGGGGCAAAAUCACACCGGUUUUAUGUUUAUCUGAACUGCUGUUCUCCUGUUUUGGUAAUGUCAAGUGCAUAAAUGGGAUAGAGCUUAUUAGGCAACCUUCACUGGCCAGCGGGUUAAACUCUAACCCUGCCGGUUGCAGCCAAGCAAGGCAGUUGAAAAAGUCUGUUGGGCAUUGUUGCGCAGGGGACUAGUUCCAUGAUAGAACAAUGCCACUGCUUGAUCCUUUGGGGCUGUCAAUAAGCCAUUUCCGAGUUAAAUUUGAAUAAAAUCUGGUUCACUGAGCUAUCUGAUUGCACAUAAACAUAACGAUUUAAAUUCCCCA
Messenger RNA from Acanthaster planci (crown-of-thorns starfish), 1080 nucleotides. It is a transcript of the gene vbp1, whose product is annotated as VHL binding protein 1. Gene Ontology annotation, molecular function: tubulin binding. The record is from RefSeq and is a predicted model, not a curated record. Lineage: Eukaryota; Metazoa; Echinodermata; Asteroidea; Valvatida; Acanthasteridae. Gene Ontology annotation, biological process: protein folding; tubulin complex assembly; microtubule-based process. Gene Ontology annotation, cellular component: prefoldin complex; cytoplasm.